AAAUGUAAAUGAUAACCGACUUCAAGAGAUUUUGACAUUUGCUUAAGCUGUUGCAAAAAUGCCAGGAGGAAAGGGCUGGAAGCGGAACAAAUCAUUCACUAGUGAAACGAAAAUUUCUUUUUCGAAUAUGCUUUACGGAAUUGUAGAUUUAAUCCGAAAAUUGCUGAAUGAAGAUCAUCAAUAUGUUCUUCCCGGAAUAUUUCAGACAGAUCGGUUAGAAGGAGAAUUUGGAAUAUACAGAUUUUUUUAUGCCAGGCAACUUUGUGGAGGCAAAUAUCAUGUUUCGGUUGAAGAAGUUAAAAAUAGUCUUCGUUUACAACGCCUGAAGUUGUUUAGUAAAUUGGAUGCUAUGGGUGUAGCUAUUUCUCAAUGCUCAAUUAUUCAAUCAGAGUGUUGUCAAUUAGAUCUGAAUGAGGAUGACAUUAGUUAUCUUGAUACAUCUGUCUCUUCAAUUGAUGCAAUUUCCGAAGAAGAAAAUGCUGCCCUAUAUUACAUUUCGGGUUAUGUCCAGCAUAAAUUUUUACCAAGUAUAUCCGUAUCUGGUACCUUUGUUACCAAUGCAUCUAAGUUUACUGAGUUAGUAUCUUGUGGUCGACUAUGUCACCCUACUGAGGAUCUAUUUCAAUAUGUCAGAUAUGCGUAUUCUCUUUUUAUUUUAUUACCUAAUGCAGAGAUGCGGUUCCAGUGCGUUAGAUACAUUUCUAAACUUUUUAUAUAUUUCUAUACAGCUUUACCUUUUGAUUUACAAGCAUUACCAAUCAACACAGUUGUUUCCACCAUUUUGAAUUGUUUUUUCAAGGGUCUAACAAAAUUGAAUGAAUCGUCAGACAAAGUUUCUUUAAAUAUUGAAGACCACAAAGUUAAAAAGUUUUGCAAAUAAAUCAAACAACAUGCA
This is a messenger RNA of Hydra vulgaris (swiftwater hydra), 895 nucleotides long. RefSeq lists its product as uncharacterized. The record is from RefSeq and is a predicted model, not a curated record. Lineage: Eukaryota; Metazoa; Cnidaria; Hydrozoa; Anthoathecata; Hydridae.